UUUUUUUCCUUUAUUUUUAGAUAAAAAUUUAAAAAAAUUCUUUUAUUCAUCAAAAAUGCCGUUGAAAGAAGUCGAACCAAUUAAAGUUCCAGUUGGUGAAAAGCCGAGUAAAAUGAAUGAAAUGAAUGACGUUUUUGCACAAAUUAGCAAUUUUGGAGAUGGGAGGCUUUCUAAAAUGGAAGUUGAUUAUUCUGCUGAUACGGACAAGGCGAUAGUUGAGGCCGAUAAGAAACAAAAGGAGGGAUCAACUCGUGAAGCUAUUGAAUUAUUGCAACAACUUGAAAAGAAAUCUCGUUUGGAUUGUGACACAAAAUCAAAUGAACGUAUUGUUCGUCAUAUGGUUAAAUUGGCUUUUGAUGCUAAACAAUGGGAUUUAUUAAAUGAAACAGUUAAAGCACUUUCAAAAAAGCGAGCUCUCAUCAAGAUGAAUAUGACUUACAUGAUUCGGGAUUGUAUCGAAAUGAUAGAAAAGCUUCCAAAUGAGAGCACAAAGGAAAGAUUUAUUGAAACUCUCAGGGCAGUUACUGCUGGGAAGAUUUAUGUCGAAGUGGAACGUGCUCGUUUAACAAAACGUGUUGUGAAUAAAUUGGAAGCAGAAGGAAAAUUGGAUGAAGCUUGUGAGAUGAUUAUGGAAAUGCAAGUGGAGACUUAUGGAUCUAUGGAGAUUACGGAAAAGGUCAAAUUUCUGCUUCAUCAAAUGCGUCUAUCAAUUCAAAAAGAGCAAUACACUCGUGCUACAAUCAUUUCGCGUAAAAUUAGUGACAAAUUUUUUGAUCGUGAAGGAGAUGAGUUUUAUAAAUAUAUGAUACAAAUCGGGCUUAAUGAUGAGUCCUAUUUGGAUGUUUGUAAACAUUUUCUAUCUAUUUUCAAAACGCCAAAAUCUGCAGAAGAUCCUCACACACAUUUGGAGUUGUUAAAAUGUAUCGUUUUCUAUCUACUUCUAUCUCCGCAUGAUUGUGAAAAAUGGGAUUUGUUGCAAAGAAUAAAAGGAAUGAGAGAAUUGGAGAAAUUGCCACAACAUAAAGAAUUGUUAAAAUUAUUUAUUCGGCAAGAAUUAAUUUUUUGGAAAGAAACGAUUGAAGGGGAAUAUUCAGAAAUUUUAUUUGGUGAAAAGGCAACAGAUGAAAAAAUGGCGGUUGAUGGAGUUGCUGGUUCGAUGCCGAAUUUGGAGGUCUUCCCAAUGUCCAAACCUGAAGGCAUUAAACGAAAGGAACGUCUUCAUGAUUGUGUUGGGGAGCAUAAUGUUAGAAUGAUUUCUAAAUAUUACACUCGAAUCAGUUUUCAACAAAUGGCUAAACUUUUGGAAUUUAAUAUUGAGCAAAUGGAAACCUUUGUUUGUAAAUUAAUUGUUGAGGGUGUUAUUCCAGAUGCCAAAAUUCACCGUCCUUCUCAAAUUAUUUAUUUAAGUCCAAAACUUUCAACAGUUGAAAUAUUGGAUCAGUGGGGUUCUAAUAUCCACAAAUUGACUAGCACAAUUAAUAAAGUUGCACAUUUAAUUGUUAAAGAAGAGAUGGUACAUGGAAUGGAAAUUACGCAAAAAGCUUGA
Molecule: messenger RNA, 1546 nt
Organism: Meloidogyne enterolobii
Lineage: Eukaryota; Metazoa; Nematoda; Chromadorea; Rhabditida; Meloidogynidae
Source: the annotation of a GenBank genome assembly